This is a messenger RNA of Vigna angularis (adzuki bean), 2223 nucleotides long. RefSeq lists its product as uncharacterized. NCBI's taxonomy places the organism in Eukaryota, Viridiplantae, Streptophyta, Magnoliopsida, Fabales, Fabaceae. Gene Ontology annotation, cellular component: nucleus. The transcript has 10 exons. Gene Ontology annotation, molecular function: deSUMOylase activity. Gene Ontology annotation, biological process: protein desumoylation. The coding region runs from base 39 to 2132 and encodes 697 amino acids. The record is from RefSeq and is a predicted model, not a curated record.
AUCAUUUACUCCGACAGUGUCAUGUGGAUCGGAUUAGGAUGACACCAUUUAUGUGGUGUUUGAAUAUUAAUAACCCUGUGGAGGUGAAUUUAAAAUUAUUGAAGGUUAUGGUUUGCAGGUGGGUUGGAAAUGAUAACAGUUUUAGAGUUAGUCAAAAGUUGGUGCCCUUUAGAGUUGUUGAUGUGUUGAUGAGCUUAGGUUUAGAAAUAGGUGGUUUAGAGAUUCCCUUUGAUGAAGUAGUUGGUGGAUUGGUUGGUCAAAUGUUCAAAUCAAAAACCAUCAGUUUGAAGGACUUGACGGACAUGUUUAAUGUCAUUGUUGAUGAUAAAAACAUUGAUGUUGAUGUAGUGUGUCGGUUAUAUAUAUUAGUUUGUUUGGUUGUUUUCUAUUUCCCUAGGAAAUCAAGGCAUGUUUGUAACAUGCCUUUUGGAGUGUUAGAUGACUUAGACCGUUUGUGUCUAUAUGAUUGGUGCACCGGUGUACAUAAACAUAUUGUAGAGAAUUUAAAUAAAUGUAAGAAGAAAAUUAUGGGAGCAGGUAUCCCCCAGUCAGUCACUCUCAGUGGCAAUGUGGCAGUGUUGCAGGCUUGGGCGGUUGAGAGACUUUCUUUGCAUGGUCAUCCUUCGCACCGGUUUUUCCCGCGCAUAAUGAGGUGGUUCCCGUUUAAAUCAAGGACCGAAAAAAUUGAACAUAUUUUUAUGACCGGAGAUUUAAAAAUGGAGUGGUAUGUACGAAAUGAAGAUCGUCAUAGGCCGGAAAUCCGUGCAGCUUUCAACAUGGAUGACGGAGGAAUGAGUGAAGGAUCCUUGGGUGAAGGAUCCAAGGUUGACAAAGAUGAUGAUGAUGACGAAAGCUCUGAUGACGGGGCAUGGGAAGCAGGUGCAGAGGAGAGAUUAAGGAAAAACAAUGAAGAUAUAAGAGCAUUGAAUGCCAAGAUUGGAGUUCUGGCUAGGGAGUUAUUUGAAAUUUAUCAAACUCUAAUCUUUCAUGAAGCAGAUGCAUGUGGCACUGAUGAAGAGGUUGGGGGUGGAGUUGAUGAAGGACAUGGAGUUGGAGGUGAGGAGAAGGCUGAAGUUGGGGGAGACGAAGAGGUUGAAGUUGGGGAAGACGAAGAGGCUGAAGUUGGGGAAGACGAAGAGGCUGAAGUUCGUCCCGAUUGUGGCUUCGAAGAAGAAGGUGAUGGAAAUGAAGUUGAUGACCCCCUAGGUGCACAUACUGAAGUAAGAGGGGAUGAUGAAACUGUUGGUAACAUUAAUUUUAUUGAAAUAGAUGAUGAUGCUGAUGAAGAAGAACGGGAGGUCGUGCCAUUGGCUAUACCCCCAUUGCGCAGUUUUGUUGGUGAUCCAAGCACUAGUGUUGAUGUAAACCAAUUGUAUACAGCAGUCAGCAUCAGAGAGAUGAACGUACACAGGGUUGUAAGCGAGAUAAUUGGCCAAAGCUUGAGCACGACUUCAAUUUACACUUUGGCCCCAAUGAAAUACGUUGAUAACAUGGUGGUGUUAUUUGCUUGUACGGUCUUUAUGUACUUUGAGAAAAGGUUGUGCGGUGUUGUUAAGAGGAUUCAUUUUAGUCCGUUAUACUCGCACCAUAUUCUUACAGAUUAUAGGAAACGUCCACAGAAUCGCCAUGUAUUCACGCUUCAUAACUAUAACACUUAUUUGCGUUCCGAUCAUUUUGGACUUGAAGAAUUACCCAAGGCGGACUUUUUGUUUCUGCCAUUUGUCCACGAUGAUCAUUGGUGGUGUUAUUCAGUGAAAUUGAGGUCAAUGGAGAUUUUUGUGAUUGAUUCAUUGGGGAAGGGGAUCAGAGACCGCAAAAGGAUAGACACAGCCGUUGCUGAAAAUAUGGCACGGUUUUUUUGCAUCCUGAUAAAUAUACCGGAAGGUAGUAUUGGUCCUUUGACAGUUAAACAAGCAAAUAUCCCAUCCCAACCAAACUUACAUGAUUGUGGAGUAAUAAUGUUGAAAGCAAUGGAAAUCUGGGAUGGAGAUGAAAAAUACAACGGGAAAAGCAUGCCUGAAUAUACAACUGAGGAGCUGCUUGGGAUUAGAAAGAAAUAUGUGUGUGACUGGAUCCUGGACAACGAGAACAUUAGAAGAAUGGAAGCCCUACAGCUAUACGGCAUUGUCUAGGAUUGCUAAGAAAUUAUCAAAUUUUGACAUGUAUAAGAUGUUCAAAUAUGUACCUAAUGUUAUUUGACAAUUUUGACAUGUAUAAGAUGUU